Prunus armeniaca (apricot) is the source of this 201-nucleotide messenger RNA. NCBI's taxonomy places the organism in Eukaryota, Viridiplantae, Streptophyta, Magnoliopsida, Rosales, Rosaceae. The record is from the annotation of a GenBank genome assembly.
AUGCAAGCCAUUCAGUUUCAAAACGUGGCCAGGAUGGCAGCUCUGAACAAGUUGUCGAGUUCUCGAAAGAGAACGCAGGAUGGCUUUGCUAUCUAUACAAAAGAAGAGUUGGGAAUUAAUAAGGCAGAUGCUGGAAGCACACCGCCGCACUUUCUUCAUCCCUUUGUCUGCCGCAGAGUCUGUUAUGAUAAUAUAGAUUAA